CACUGCUGAGACCCCCGGACUGACAGCUCUGAGCCCCCCCGGACAGUGCUGAGCCCCCGGAGUGACGGCUCUGAGCCCCCCCGGACACUGCUGAGCUCCCGGACUGACAGCUCUGAGCCCCCCCGGACACUGCUGAGCCCCCGGACGCAGCUGAACGCCCGGACUGACGGGGCUGAAUCCCCGGGUGGGGCUGAGCCCCUCACGGACGCGGCUGAACCCCGGGACUGGAGGUGCUGGAUCCCCCUGGACACUCCUGCUGACCCCUCGGACUGACGGGGCUGAGCCCCUCAGGAUCCUGCUGAGCCCCCGGGCCGGUUCUGAGCUCGGGGCUCCGCCGCAGGCACUUGGAGAGCUAUCCAGUGGUUCAGUGCUGAGGGAAUUCUGCAGGAGCAUGGCUGGAGCAGGACACGGAGUCUGGGCACAGAAUGCAGGCAGGGAUGUGUGCUGCUGCCUGCCCCGCUGGCUGCGCGCCGCGGGACUGUGACCCCGCCGCGCUCCGGAGCGGGUGCCAGGAGCCAUGAGGAGGUUUGGCUACUGCCGGGUGGUGCUGGCCACCUCCCUGCUCUGGGUGCUGCUGGACGUGUUCCUGCUGCUCUACUUCAGCGAGUGCAACAAGUGCGACGAGAGCAAGGAGCGCUCGCUGCUGCCCGCCCUGCGCGCCGUUAUUUCCCGGAACCAGGAGGGCCCGGGGGAGAUGGGCAGGGCCGUGCUCAUCCCCAGGGAGGAGCAGGAGAAGAUGAAGGAGCUGUUCAAGAUCAACCAGUUCAACCUGCUGGCCAGCGACCGCAUCGCGCUGAACCGCAGCCUGCCCGACGUGCGGCUGGACGGGUGCAAGAGCAAGGUGUACCCGGAGGAGCUGCCCAACACCAGCGUGGUGAUCGUGUUCCACAACGAGGCGUGGAGCACGCUGCUCAGGACCAUCCACAGCGUGCUGGAGCGCUCCCCGCCGCGCCUGCUGGCCGAGAUCGUCCUGGUGGAUGACGCCAGCGAGAGAGAGUUCCUGAAGGCCUCCCUGGAGAACUACGUGAGGAAGCUGGAGGUGCCCGUGCGGAUCCUGCGCAUGGAGCAGAGGUCGGGGCUGAUCCGGGCACGGCUCCGAGGGGCAGCAGCUGCCAGGGGCCAGGUGAUCACAUUCCUGGAUGCCCACUGCGAGUGCACCCUGGGCUGGCUGGAGCCGCUGCUGGCCAGGAUCAAGGAGGACAGGAAAACCGUGGUGUGUCCCAUCAUCGACGUGAUCAGCGACGACACCUUCGAGUACAUGGCGGGCUCGGACAUGACCUACGGGGGCUUCAACUGGAAGCUGAAUUUCCGCUGGUACCCCGUGCCCCAGCGGGAGAUGGAGCGCAGGAAGGGGGACAGGACCCUGCCCGUCAGGACCCCAACUAUGGCUGGUGGCCUGUUUUCUAUUGACAGGAACUACUUUGAAGAGAUAGGAACUUACGAUGCAGGAAUGGAUAUCUGGGGUGGCGAGAAUCUUGAAAUGUCCUUUAGGGUCUGGCAGUGUGGAGGCUCCCUGGAGAUCGUCACCUGCUCCCACGUGGGACACGUCUUCCGCAAGGCCACCCCCUACACCUUCCCGGGGGGCACGGGCCACGUCAUCAACAAGAACAACCGCCGGCUGGCCGAGGUCUGGAUGGACGAGUUCAAGGAUUUCUUCUACAUCAUCUCCCCGGGGGUGGUGAAGGUGGAUUACGGAGACGUUUCCGUAAGGAAAGCCCUGCGGGAGAGGCUGGGGUGCAAACCCUUCUCCUGGUACCUGGAGAACGUCUACCCCGACUCGCAGAUCCCGCGGCGCUACUACUCCCUGGGAGAGAUCAGGAAUGUUGAAACCAACCAGUGCUUGGACAACAUGGGCCGCAAGGAGAACGAAAAAGUGGGAUUUUUCAACUGCCAUGGCAUGGGAGGGAACCAGGUGUUCUCCUACACGGCGGACAAGGAGAUCCGCACGGACGACCUGUGCCUGGACGUGUCGCGGCUCAACGGCCCCGUGCUCAUGCUCAAGUGCCACCACCUGAGGGGCAACCAGCUCUGGGAGUACGAUGCCGAGAAGCUCACCCUGAGGCACCUGAACAGCAACCAGUGCCUGGCGGAGCCGUCGGAGGAGGACCGGCUGGUGCCCACCAUGCGCGACUGCGGCGGCGGCCGCGCCCAGCAGUGGCUGCUGCGCAACAUGACCCUGGCGGCCUGAUCCCUCCGCUCAUCCCGCUCCUCAUCCCGCUGUGCCCAGCUGUGCCCGGCCCUCUCCCGAGCCCAGCGCGGUCACCGCGGGGCUCCUGCUGGGCCCUUGGACUGCUCCGGGCCUCCAGCUGAUCCAGGACCUGCUGGUAGCGACAGCAGCGCGCUCCGGAUUCCAGAGGCGGCAGCUGGCCUGGGAGGAGGUGGGAUAUGGAGGCAUUGCUGCCAGUCCUGAUUCCAGAGGUAUCAGAUGACCUUGGAGGAGUUGGGAUAUGGAGGCGUUGCUGCUACUCCAGAAGUAUCAGAUGACCUUGGAGGAGUUGGGAUAUGGAGGCAUUGCUGCCAGUCCCGAUUCCAGAGGUAUCAGAUGACCUUGGAGGAGUUGGGAUAUGGAGGCGUUGCUGCUACUCCAGAAGUAUCAGAUGACCUUGGAGAAGGUGGGAUAUGGAGGUGUCGCUGUCACUCCAGAUUCCAGAGAUAGCUGACCUUGGAGAAGUUGGGAUAUGGAGGCAUUGCUGUCACCCCAGAGAUACCAGCUGACCUUGGAGGAGUUGGGAUAUGGAGGCGUUGCUGCCACUCCAUAUUCCAGAGAUAGCUGGCCUUGGAGGAGUUGGGAUUUGGAGGUGUCGCUGUCACAUGUCCCCACGGAGAGGUGGCCCAGUCCAAAGGCCCUGUGGCACCAGCUGGCACUGGGAGCCAUCCUGGGGGGUGUGGCCCGAGCCGAUGGGAUGUGCUGGGCUCCGAGAUCCUGGAGAAUAUCCUGGGGAAUCUUGGGUGGUCUCUGUGCCCAGUGGGAUUUGACAGCACCAAAGCUUCCUGGGUCGUGCUGGGAAAAAACGGGAUCCGGUGUUGGGAAAACCAAGCCAAGACUGAACUUCACCAGGAAUUCCAACAGAGGAGGCCACAGGAGACACGGGAAUGCCGAGGGGAAGGAGUGACACUUGGAGUGGCACGGAGGGAGCUGUCCCCUCCUUCCAUGGGAAUGGAGCUGGGGCUGGACCUGGAAGGACCAAAACUGAGACCUCUGGAGCUUGGAGGGUCUGCAUCCCUCCAUCCCAGCACAUCCAGGAAUCCCUGCAUCCCCUCCCAGCUCUGCCUCCAGGGGUUCCCUGGAAUCACAGAGGCUCCUUUCUGCUUUCAGGAAUUCGGGGCUCAGUCCUUCUGUGGGUGUGGCUGUUCCCAAAGCGCUGCUGGCCCUCGGGAGCUGCUCCCCUGGCAUGUGGGGACAGGGACAUUCCUUUGGGAGCCACCCCAAGUGCAGCUGUGGCCCUCUGGGCUGGGAUUUUGGGAAUUCUCACUGCCCAGAGGGUUCGGGAGACUGAAAUCCCAGGGCAGCGGGAUCCCAGCAUGGGUAGGUGGGGAAAUAUUUCCCAGGAUUUCCCUCACAAUUCCCAGAAAUCUCUGUACAAUGCACUGGGUCAUUAAAAAUGCUGGUAUUUUCUGUA
Molecule: messenger RNA, 3620 nt
Organism: Passer domesticus (house sparrow)
Lineage: Eukaryota; Metazoa; Chordata; Aves; Passeriformes; Passeridae
Gene: GALNT13
Product: polypeptide N-acetylgalactosaminyltransferase 13
Exons: 13
Coding region: 518-2188 (556 amino acids)
Biological process (GO): protein O-linked glycosylation
Cellular component (GO): Golgi apparatus
Molecular function (GO): polypeptide N-acetylgalactosaminyltransferase activity
Source: RefSeq, a predicted model, not a curated record